GCCGGGCCGGGCCAGGUCACGUCGAGCCGGGCCGCGCCGCGCCGCAUCGCGGCCAUGGCGGGCGCGGAGCGGCUGGAGGACCUGGAUCUCAGCGCCGAGGAAGUGAAGCGGCUCCAAGAGGCCUUCCGCGACGAGCGGUUCCGGGAGCUGCUCGCCGACUACGCGGCGGAGCUGGCCGACCCGGAGCAGCGGCGGCUGUACGAGGAGGAGGUGACGGCCCUGGAGCGGGAGCGCGGCGUGGAGGUGCGCUUCAUCCACCCCACGGCGGGCUACGUGCUGCGCACCAGCCAGGCCGGCACCCGCCGCUGCUACCUCAACGUCUGCAGCAACCCGCAUCUGGGCCGGCCGCAGCCCCGCGCCGCGCCCGGCGGCCUCCACUGGGCCCUGCCCUACUGCCUGGCGCCGGGCCGCGAGGAGCUGGGCCGCGGCGGCGGCCGCCGCCUCAUCUACGACGUGGUUUUCCACCCGGAGGCGCUGCGCCUGGCCGCCCGCAGCGCCCGCUUCCGCCGCCUGCUCAGCGACACGGCGCUGGAGGCCGUGGAGCGCCGCUUCGCCGUGCAGCUCGACCGCGCCAACGCCACCGUCCUCCGCGGCGCCAAAUACAAGGGCGCCCCGCAGGCGCCCGUCAUCCGCAGCCCGCUGCCCGGCGGCCCCCCGCCGCCGCCGCCCGGCGACCACGGCGACUCCCCGCUGCCGCCCUUCCCCUACCCCUGCCCCGCCGCGCCGCCGCCGGCCCCGCCCGCGCCCCCCGCCACCGCCGCCGCCGCCGCCCGGCCCGCCAGCCCCACCACGCCGCGCUGGAGCCUGCGGCAGCGCUGCUACGUGGACCUGCAGGACUACCGCUGCUGCCGCGACGCGGCGCCCAGCCCCGUGCCCCGCGAGCUGGUGCUGACGGUGGAGCUGCCGCUGCUGCGCUCCGCCGCGCAGGCCGCGCUGGAGGUGCGCGGCCGCCAGCUGCGCCUCGACUCGCAGCGGCCCGCCUACCGCCUGCGCCUGCGCCUGCCCUACGCCGUGGACGAGAGCCGCGGCCGCGCCGCCUUCAACAAGGCCAAGCGGCAGCUCCUCGUCACGCUGCCCGUGGUGCCGCCGCCCGCGGCCGAGGAGCGGCGCGGGGAGGCCGAGCCCGCCGCUGCCGAGGCGGAGGAGCCGCCCGCGGGGGCUGAGGCGGGCGGCGGUGCAGCUCCGCCGGCAGCACCGGGCCCCGGCAGCGCGGCCCCGGCCACGUGCGGCCGCCCCGAGCCCCCCCAGCGCCCCGCCGCGCCGCCCGAGCCCGGCGGCUCCGGCGGGGACCCUCCUCCAGGCCCUCCUGGGAGCGAGGCCCUGCCGACAGCCCCCGCGGACAUGGCUCUGGCGCCAGGCUGCGCGGCUGGCAGCCCCGGGGCUGCCCUGUGCCCUCCCUUCCAGUGCCACCAGGACGAGGCCUCCAUCACCCUGCUGCUGCUCGUGCCCGACAUCCUGCCCCAGAGCCUCAGUGGCGACCUGGGUGCCAACCACUACCACCUCCGCUUCUCCAGCCACUCCGGGUCCUACGCCCUCUUCCUGCAGUUCCCUCCAGAGAACAGGUUGGCUUCCCCGGAGACCAGCAUUGACGUGUCUGCCCACAACGCUGUCAUCACAUUUGCCAAAGCCCCCAGCAGCACCGGGCCCUGGGAGAAGCUCUGCUUCGGCCUCGACGCCUCCGCGCUGCAGGAAAGACUGUUUGUCAGUGAAGAAAAUGUCAAUGGAUUUCUAGACACUGUUUUAUGCCCUUCCUUUUGCAAACAGUCACUACUGGAAGGUCAGCCAUUAAUUGAAGUACUUGAUGUUACUAAGGACAAAAGUCAAAUCAGGUUACAGCCGCAGGAGGCGGCUCAUUCUGAACGAGGGGAAAAAGAACAAGCAGUUAACAGCCCAGGAAGAGAUCGUGCUGAGAAGACGAACGGCACCGACCUCCAAAAAACAACAGAAAGUAACUGUACUGCAGCUGACACCACUGAAGAACAACGUGCUACGGAAACCAGCACCACUUCCACAUCUUUUGUACCAGCUGAAACAAUAGGAAAAGUAGGUUGUAGUUCACACCAUUGUUCACAGCUUGAACCUUCUGACACCAGUUUAGCAAUUCUUGAAAAAUCUAAGGGCAAUGAACCAGAUUUAGACUGUGCUUUCACAACAGCUGAAACGGCCGUGACCGCAGGCUCAGAACAAGCAGGCCUCCGUUCGGAAGGGCAGGCAGAAGCGGAAGGGGGCGAAGCGGCUGCGCGUGCGGAGCCUGCGCACGCCGAACAACGUAGUUCGGGCUGCGGGCCAGCUCCGCCGGUUCUCCGAGAAGUGAACGCGCGGGACGGAAGUGUGCAGGUCAUUGGGGAUCACACAACUCACUGUGCGGUCACUUUUCAGAAUUCUUUGUUGUAUGAGUUGGAUUAAUGUCAGUAUUCUGGGAUUUCGGUCUGUUCAGUGCUUACUGUGACUUCCACGUGCUGCUCUAGCUCUUCGGGGCUAAGAGCAGAGAACAGGUUCCUGUUUAAACUGUCUUGUUUACAUGUCAAUUUAAAAUACUUACUCUGUUACUGUUUUUUAAGUUAAUAAGUCUGACUUUAAUACAUUUUAUGGGCUGAAAUGUUCACUUACAAGAAAAGAAUGUGCAGUUGAGUAGUUAAUAUGAGGUAAAUUUGAGCUCCUGGAAGAAAAUGCAUCUUUAUUAUUUAUAUAAUUUUCUUAAUCUGUUGGUAAAUUACAUACACCAUUUUAAUAUAUAUAUUUUUUCUAAUGAUUCUCAAUAAUUGCUGUAUUUAGUCCACCUAGAAAUAAGCAGUAUUCAUCAUUUUUCAAAACAUUCAUUUUGUGGUUAACUGUAGGAUUAGUGCCAGUGAUUUUUAGCAAUCAUCAAAUGAAAUUUCUAAUUAUAUGGAGAAGUUCUAAUUAGUCUGCUAGAAAUGAUCAACACUUACACCCUGUGUUCUAUCCUAGUGCAUCACUUUAGAUACACAGUAUCCAAACAUACCCGUCUGCCCGUCAAAGGCACAAAAUCAAUUCACAAUAAACAUUUCAUCUGUUCUUGCAAGUAUUUACAGUUUGUAAAACAGAUUCAAUUUAUCCAACCUGGCCCUACAUUUCUAAACUGGCUGUUCAUGAUCUCUGGUUUGCUGUUUCCUAGUUCAUGCAUCUCUGAAGUGCAAAAACCAAAAGGCUGUAUCUAAUAAUAAUAAUAAAACUUUCAGUUCCCUUUCCUA
Rhea pennata is the source of this 3212-nucleotide messenger RNA. RefSeq names its product dynein axonemal assembly factor 2 (gene DNAAF2). Gene Ontology annotation, biological process: epithelial cilium movement involved in extracellular fluid movement; axonemal dynein complex assembly; cilium-dependent cell motility. The coding region runs from base 55 to 2406 and encodes 783 amino acids. The record is from RefSeq and is a predicted model, not a curated record. Gene Ontology annotation, cellular component: cytoplasm. The transcript is spliced from 3 exons. Lineage: Eukaryota; Metazoa; Chordata; Aves; Rheiformes; Rheidae.